Molecule: messenger RNA, 1545 nt
Organism: Endocarpon pusillum Z07020
Lineage: Eukaryota; Fungi; Ascomycota; Eurotiomycetes; Verrucariales; Verrucariaceae
Exons: 4
Coding region: 1-1545 (514 amino acids)
Biological process (GO): chromate transport
Molecular function (GO): chromate transmembrane transporter activity
Source: RefSeq, a predicted model, not a curated record
AUGGCCGCAGCAUUCAACAUUCGUCGACCGUUGAGAGCCCUAAGUUCGCUCAUCAGUCGCAAGCGGAGGGAACUGGAUCCAACGCAACUGAACAAAUCCUUGUCAACCAGGCUUCUCGAGGUAUUUCUGCGCACAUGGGAUCUCGGGCUUACUGCCUUCGGUGGACCGCCGGUUCACUUUCAAAUCAUAUACGGUCGUUUUGUGGAGGGGAAAGGCGGCAACAAAUGGAUCGAUGAACAAACGUAUCAGGAACUGUUCGCUGUCUGCCAAGGACUGCCGGGACCAGCGAGCACGAAGAUGAUCUUUUGUAUCACGUUGUUGCAUGCUGGAUUCAUUCCAGCGCUGUUUGUCUUCAUCCUUUGGAGCUUCCCAGGAGCUCUCGCAAUGUACGGCCUGUCUCUUGGAGUGCAGCGGAUGAGCGAAAUCCUUCCCUCUCCUGUAUAUGCACUGCUUUCUGGGCUCAACGCUUCAACCGUAGGAAUCAUCGCCCUGGCGGCAGUCCAGCUUGCCGAAAAAGCAAUCAAAGACAAGAUCACACGUAUCCUCGUCAUCUUUGGAGCAUGUGCAGGGGUGUGUCACAAUGCGCUUUUUUACUUUCCGGUCCUCAUGAUCAUUGGAGGUCUUGCUACCUUUCUAUGGGAUGGCCACUUGAAGCCGCAGAUUGUAAAGUAUAAAGCACGUCGUCGCCUCCGGCGUUCUCAAGAUGAGUUUAGUGAGGAUACAGCGAAUGAUAAUGCUGUUCCGCUGGAGGACACUUCUUCCUUACCAAACGUGGCCCAUCGGAGGAACAAUGCUAUUUCAUCUAGGCAGUCAGCCCCGCAUGGGAGUUCAGCCCACGAACUGUCGGAAGCGCCUGUCCAAAAAGACCAUACAAUACGGAUCCGGUUGGGAGUUCCUAUUAUCAUUGCCUUCUUCGCUUCCUUCAUCGCGGUACUUCUCGUCCGUGGUCUGCUACGUCCGUUACCACUUAGCUUUUCGCUCUUUGCAAACAUGUACCUUGCAGGUACCAUUAUCUUCGGAGGAGGACCGGUCGUUAUUCCGCUACUUCGUUCCUACGUUGUGGAUCCAGGAUGGGUCUCUGGCCGUGACUUUCUCUUGGGAUUGGCAAUUAUCCAGGCGCUUCCGGGUCCGAACUUCAAUUUCGCGGUGUAUCUUGGAGCUCUCACCUUGCAGCGGAGCCAAUAUCCCACGGUUAUCGGUUCUCUAAUCGCCUUCGUUGGAAUCUUCUUCCCUGGGUUGGCACUGGCCGUGGCUGUGCAAGGGUUCUGGCGAGUGAUGCGAACAAAUCCAGGGGUACUGAAUGUGCUCCGAGGGGUUAACGCGACUGCGGUUGGGUUGGUGUUCACUGCGGUAUAUAGGCUGUGGGAGAUUGGUUAUUUGACUCCUGAAGUGAACAGUGGUCGAAGUCUCGCUCUCAACCCUUGGUGGGUUGUGGUCGCCACGGUUACCUAUGCUGAAAGUGCAUGGUUCAAAGUACCACCACCGCUCGCUAUCGUCAUCGGUGCGGUACUCGGUCUGUGUUGGUAUGGAGCGGUGGGGAGAUGA